This is a messenger RNA of Erinaceus europaeus (western European hedgehog), 1443 nucleotides long. It is a transcript of the gene HMOX1, whose product is annotated as heme oxygenase 1. Gene Ontology annotation, biological process: heme oxidation; heme catabolic process; response to oxidative stress. Lineage: Eukaryota; Metazoa; Chordata; Mammalia; Eulipotyphla; Erinaceidae. The record is from RefSeq and is a predicted model, not a curated record. Bases 47 to 889 code for a protein of 280 amino acids. Gene Ontology annotation, molecular function: heme binding; heme oxygenase (decyclizing) activity. The transcript is spliced from 4 exons.
GUGAGCCCCGCUGACCACUACCCCGUGUCCCCCUCCCCACUACAGCAUGCCUCAGGAUUUGUCAGAGGCCCUGAAGGAAGCCACCAAGGAGGUGCACACCCAGGCGGAGAAUGCUGAGUUCAUGAGGAACUUCCAGAAGGGCCAGGUCACCCGGCAAGGCUUUAAGCUGGUGAUGGCCUCGCUGUACCAUGUGUACGUGGCCCUGGAAGAGGAGAUUGAGUGCAACAAAGAGAACCCCGCCUAUGCCCCACUCUACUUCCCGGAGGAGCUGCACCGCACGGCGGCACUGGAACAGGACAUGGCCUUCUGGUUUGGGCCCCACUGGCGGGACACCAUCCCAUUCACACAGGCCACCCGGCGCUAUGUGCAACAGCUCCACAAGGUGGGGCUGGCGGAGCCUGAGUUGCUGGUGGCCCACGCCUACACCCGCUACCUGGGUGACCUGUCAGGGGGCCAAGUCCUCAAGAAGAUCGCUCAGAAGGCCCUAGAGUUGCCCAGCUCGGGCGAAGGCCUGGCCUUCUUCACCUUCCCUGCCAUUGACAGCGCCACCAAGUUCAAGCAGCUCUACCGCUCCCGUAUGAACUCCCUGGAUAUGAGCCCUGAAGUCCGGCGCAGGGUGGUCCAGGAGGCCAAAACUGCCUUCCUGCUCAACAUCCAGCUGUUUGAGGAGUUGCAGGAGCUUCUGGACCAGGACACUAAGGACCAGAGUCCCCCACAGGCACCUGGGCUUCACCAGAGGACAGGCAGCAGGGCACCAGAUGCAGCUUCCUUGGAGACGUCCAGAGGCCAGGCCAAGGCCAGUGCCCACACCCAGUCACCACUGCUCCGCUGGAUCCUAACACUCAGCUUCUUGGUGGCCACAUUCGCUAUGGGGCUUUACGCUAUGUGAAGGCAAGCGGGUCCAUGAACUUUGUCUUGUGGAGAGGAAGCACCUUCUAGCUUGCCUCCUUAUUGGGGAUUCAGCGGACUGCGAGGGCCCCCCACCCCAAGCCUCUGUCCUCUCUGGAAGGAAGCAGGACUAUGGCUUCAGCCCCAUCCAAAAGCACCUCCAGCCACUCAAUGACCUGAGCUUCCAGAGUGGGAAGAGGGGUCUUGCCUGCCCUGCCCCUAACAUACACCACAUCCCGGUUCCUGCAGCUGAGCCCAGGAGACCUGGCCAGCACGGCGACUGUUCCCAACCUCCAGCCGCCCUGGCCUCAGGGUCCCAUUGCCACUCUGACCACUCUCUUCCUGCCAAGGGUCAUGGCACUUUUUAUAGAACUAUGCAAAGAUGUUGUGUCUUGUUUUUAUCAAAGCCCUAAUUUGUCCCUGGCUCCACCUCAACGGUUCUGUCCUGCUGUGUUCUCUGUUUUUAUAGCAGAGUUGAGUGGAGAGGUGUUGAGCCACACUGUGGCCUUGUCUCUAACAUUUGUAUGAAAUACUAAUAAACUGCCUUGCCUGAUA